CACCCUUGUGUGUUCUGUCCCAAGUCGUUCGCUAGGCAAGAACAUCUGCAGCGCCACAUUCGAACUCAUGAUGGGAAGAAAGACCACGGCUGCCCGCUCCCACAUUGUGGCAAGGCUUUCAACCGGAACGACAACCUCGUUGCGCAUUUCGCGACGCAC
Molecule: messenger RNA, 159 nt
Organism: Paraphaeosphaeria sporulosa
Lineage: Eukaryota; Fungi; Ascomycota; Dothideomycetes; Pleosporales; Didymosphaeriaceae
Exons: 1
Biological process (GO): regulation of transcription by RNA polymerase II
Cellular component (GO): chromatin
Molecular function (GO): DNA-binding transcription factor activity, RNA polymerase II-specific; RNA polymerase II cis-regulatory region sequence-specific DNA binding
Source: RefSeq, a predicted model, not a curated record